Prorocentrum cordatum is the source of this 1459-nucleotide messenger RNA. The record is from the annotation of a GenBank genome assembly. NCBI's taxonomy places the organism in Eukaryota, Dinophyceae, Prorocentrales, Prorocentraceae.
AGGCGUGUGGCAGACUCGUGCUGGAGCUGGCCAUCCGGCAGUUGGCCCCGGACGAGAACAAUGCCGAGGGCGAGGCAGCAGACGCGACGUGCCAUGUCCUGAUUCUAGCGCUCGACUAUCCGGGCACGGGCAACGAGCUCACCUGCACUCAAGAUGGCGAUAACAUGCAGGAGCUUUGCCGACUGAGCGGCGUGACAGAUGUGACCGUGCUGUACAACAACCAGGCCAACAGGGAGCAGGUCCUGGCAAAGAUCCAGGAGAUCGGAGAGCGCUGCGAGGAGGGCGACUAUUUCAUCUUCAACUACAGCGGCCACGGGACCAGCGUGCCCGACAAGGACGGCGAUGAGGAGGACGGCAAAGACGAAGCGCUCUGCCUCGUGACUCCCGACGGCAGGCUCGACUUUGGCGGGUUCCUCACAGACGACGACUUCGCGGACGCCAUCACGGAGGCAUGUGAAGAAGGCGUCAAGAUCCUCAUCAUGUGCGACUGCUGCCACUCGGGGACCAUUGGCGACUUCAAGUCCGACAUGGAAACGUGGGAGGGCCACACCGCGCUCUCCAUGUCAGGCUGCGCGGACAACCAGACCUCUGGAGACGUCGGGGGUGGCAUCUGGACACAUUCGCUCCUCAUGGCCAUCGAGGAGUUGCAGCGGGAGGGGGUGGAGGAGUACUCCAUUGCCCAGCUGUACAACAAGCAGCUGGCGAAGGACGACGAGGUCUUUAACAGUCAGCAGGACAUCCAGCUGAAGUGGUCGGCGGAUCUCGGUAACGCCACCAACAUGGAGUGGCCGCUGGUGCCAAAGGCGCCGUACGUGGCCCCGUACACCAGGCGCAUGCAGGGCCAGUAUUAGUGGCGGCGGGCGUGGCCGAGGAGGCUCGUGCUGCUGCCUGAGGCUCGGGGGGCUGAGUCCGCGCCCACUCGUCCGGCAGCUUGCAAGGUGGGAGGGUUUGAACGCGAUGCAUGUACAGCUCAGCGUAUGCACAGUUCAGCGUAUUUACUGCAAUUGUUUAAUCUCUUGAGGGCGGGGACAGGACGACGGCCUGCCAUCUUUAAGCGACGUCGGUGGCCUGCCUGUCUCAGGCGCGGCAAGACUGUCUGGACGAGCCUGCCAAGUCCAAGUGGCGAUGUGAAGCGGGAUGAAGGGCCUGGCUGGCCUGGCCUUCAUGGCAGUCUUGCGUGGUUUCAUCAUUCAAUUAUUUCAUCACUCGUCACUGACGAGGAGCCGUGGGCAGCAUUGCUUCCUCCAAGGCAUGUAGCUUUUGUGCGAAAGGGCAUGUGGCGUUUGGCAUGUUGGCCGAGGGCAACCUGCGGGAAGGAGUCGCCUCCGUCUUCCGACAGGGCUACUGGACCAUCUUUCAACGGCUGCUGGACCUGGAGCUUCGGCAUGGACCGCCCUCGUCUCGAGGCGCGUGCCGCGUCCUGCGCCGGCUCGAAGAGGCCCGCGGCGCGCAAAAGAGC